This is a messenger RNA of Phycomyces blakesleeanus NRRL 1555(-), 822 nucleotides long. RefSeq lists its product as hypothetical. The record is from RefSeq and is a predicted model, not a curated record. The transcript has 5 exons. NCBI's taxonomy places the organism in Eukaryota, Fungi, Mucoromycota, Mucoromycetes, Mucorales, Phycomycetaceae. The coding region runs from base 1 to 822 and encodes 273 amino acids.
AUGCACAGCGUAUUCUCUUUACUAAAAAUGACAGCAUAUACCCCUCCCGCUCCCCAUCAACCUAACACAGGCCUCAAUAUUACUCGACAUAGCGUAUUGACAGGUGUUGCUAUCACAGCUACUGAAGUUCAGAUCACUGUGAGUCCAAUUGAGCACAUCCUUACCUUGUUGGCCGCCAAUGAUGCGAGAGUAGAAUCCUUAGAUGCCAAACUAAAAACCACGUCAGAGGAAAUGACCCAUUCGAAGGGUAGUAUAGACUUAUCCAACAAAACAAAUGCUUUCUUGAAGGAGUUGGUUCUUGAGAUCAGGGCUGCGAUUCCCGAAAUAAAAAAUGUAAUGGUUAGUGAGAAGUCCAUAGUAUAUUCUGCUGCACUGAUAGAGUUUUCGCCUUUGAUGGAUGGUAAUUUCACCCCCGGAAAGAUAUAUCCCUUGAUCUCCCACCCUGUCAACAGUUACAUGAAGAAAAAAAACUUCAAAAGCAUAGAUCUAUUAAAAUUUACUGAAAAUAAUGCCAGAUCAGUGUGGUCGAUAACUGGUACCUUUGGCGAUGACUGCAAUAAGUCACUUUUGGUAACUAUCAUCAAAUACUUCAAAAUUCACAGAUGUUGUGAAAACGUGCCUAAUUGUGACAUUAUUAAGAUAACUUCCAGACCUCAUCAGAGAAUAUUAUGGCUCGAGAUACAGCAUGAAGAACACACAACUGAAAGAAGGCUGUCCUUAGCCGUCGUAUCACCACGUACAAAAUGUACACGGAUGCUAUCCAUGUACAUUAUGAAACAACCUGAAUGCGGAAACAUUCUUUCUGUUGAUGUGAUGUCAUGA